Molecule: messenger RNA, 2005 nt
Organism: Cheilinus undulatus (humphead wrasse)
Lineage: Eukaryota; Metazoa; Chordata; Actinopteri; Labriformes; Labridae
Gene: efhc1
Product: EF-hand domain (C-terminal) containing 1
Exons: 10
Coding region: 68-1741 (557 amino acids)
Biological process (GO): mitotic cytokinesis; cilium-dependent cell motility; mitotic spindle organization
Cellular component (GO): mitotic spindle; axoneme
Molecular function (GO): alpha-tubulin binding
Source: RefSeq, a predicted model, not a curated record
UCCGGUAGUUAAUGUGUUUUUCAUCUUGUUAAAGCGAAAAACCAACAAAUCUCCAUUAGGACGGACAAUGUCUUGGUACUGGAAUAGCCAUGGGUUACCAUUUUUACCGGGAUACACUUUCCGGGAUGUAACGAAAUCAGCCUUUCACCGGCCUCAGACUCUGGACUAUAAGAAUGGCUACGCUCUGCCUCAGCGCCCAUCCGUGGGCAUAGGACAGGACCCUCUCUUAUCAGAGAAACUGAUCCAGGAGGAGAUCAACAACAUGACCUUUGAGAAACCAGAUGUCACUUAUGGCUCACUUCACCGGGGCCUCCCUCAAGAGUUCAUCCCAGCUCAUGUGGCCCUGGAUAAAAAGGUGCUGCGCUUCUAUGCAUACUUACAGGAAAAUAUUUAUUCCCCUGAUGAAGAGUAUCGUAUACGCCCCGUGGUCAUUUACUACUACCUUGAGGAUGACAGCAUGUGCAUUAUUGAGCCGAUGGUGGAGAAUUCUGGGUUACCACAAGGGAAAAGAAUUAAACGGCAGCGACUGCCCAAGAAUGAGCGUGGUGAUUAUUAUCUCUGGAAGGACCUUAACCUUAGCAUUGACUUGGAGGUGUAUGGAGUCAAGUAUCACAUCGUACAGUGUGACAUGUUUACAAAGGAAUUCAUGGAGAGUGAGGGCAUUGUACUGAACGAGCCUGAACCAAUGCCUGUGGAUCCUAGUAGAAAAUGUCGUGAAAACCCUCUGCCUUCUUUCACAACACACUCUCAAUUUGACAGCAUGUAUCGUUUUCUAACCAUGGACCGUAAGGUGCUGCGUUUCUUUGCCUUUUGGGAUGAGUCACACUCCCUGUAUGGGGAGACCAGGCCUGUCACCAUUCAGUACUUUCUGGCAGACGACACGGUGGAGAUCAGAGAGAUCCACAAACCAAACAGUGGCAGGGAUCCAUUUCCGGUUCUGAUGCGGAGACAGAAGCUGCCCAAGAAAAUCAAACCGGAGUCUGAGGUGUUUCCGAGCUGCGUACUGGAGGUUUCAAAAGAAGAAGUGGAUGAGUACUACUCCCCCAAAGACUUCCUGGUGGGUCAGACGAUAAAGCUGCUGGGUCGUCGCUUCCACCUUUAUGACUGUGAUGGAUUCACUAAGGAAUAUUAUCAGAAGAACCACCCUGAUCUGGAGAUAAAGCCAAUAGAGAUACCAAAGAAGACGGACAAGCCUCAAAGGAGGACGGAGAAGGCUCCUCCCUACAAUGGUUUUGGUUCAAUUGAAGAUUCUCUCCAGAAUUGUUUAUCUUUACAUCCUGAGCCUCCAAAGAAGAACUUAGAGAAGAUACUAGAAAACGCAAACAAAGUGCUGCACUACAGCGCCAGGCUGGACUCCCAGAACCCUGAGGACGAAGGCCGACGUUUUGUACUGUCAUACUUUUUGGCAGAUGACAUGAUCAGCAUUUUUGAAAAGCCCACACGCAACUCUGGCAUCAUCGGGGGAAAGUUCCUGAAAAAGACACGCAUCCCCAAGCCAGGCUCUACAGUGGAAAAUCCUGAGUUUUACUCACCUGCUGACUUAGCUAUCGGAGCCACUGUGGAAGUUUUUAGCCAUCGCUUUGUGCUGACAGAUGCUGACCAAUUUGUGCUUAAGUAUCUUGAGUCUAUCUCAAGCCAGAUCCCUGUUCAGACUUUACAGUCUCUGCACCAGAAGAUGGGUGUGGGGAUGACUAAUAACAAGACCGCUGACCCCACUGGCAAAAAUCUUAUCAGCCAGUAAUGAUGAGGCAGAGCCAACUUCAUGACCUGGAAAGACUGGAAUGAUGUUCAGGUCCUAAUAAAUCAGAUCCCAAGACUUUGGCUCACACCCUUUUGUUGUCUUAAUGUUACCAUGUCUUUAAAAAUGGCAUAACACUGUACUCUGUUCUGUGUAAAAGGUGAUUGAUUAGGCAGAAUCUGACAGUGUUAAGAGUUUAUCAAAUACUCCAAUACUCCAUCAUUCUGUGCAAGAACAAAUUUAUAUAUACAGUGCCUAUAAAAAGUA